This is a messenger RNA of Peromyscus maniculatus bairdii (prairie deer mouse), 1561 nucleotides long. The record is from RefSeq and is a predicted model, not a curated record. Lineage: Eukaryota; Metazoa; Chordata; Mammalia; Rodentia; Cricetidae.
GGAUGCAGAGGGGAAAUAUGGUUCAAAAUACCCGAAGACAGAAAACAUAAAAGGAAGAAAGAACUUCCGAUAAAAACAAAACGGAAAAACAGGGAAAGAGGAAACCAUACAAUUACAAUUAAAAAUAGAUACAAGGGGAGAGCAGGGCACGGGGGUGUGAACCAGCUCGGGGGGGUGUUUGUGAACGGCCGGCCCCUACCCGACGUGGUGCGGCAGCGCAUCGUGGAGCUGGCCCACCAGGGUGUGAGGCCCUGUGACAUCUCCCGGCAGCUGCGGGUCAGCCAUGGCUGUGUCAGCAAAAUCCUGGGCAGGUACUACGAGACUGGCAGCAUCAAGCCUGGAGUGAUUGGUGGCUCCAAGCCCAAGGUGGCAACGCCCAAAGUGGUGGACAAGAUUGCUGAAUACAAGCGACAGAACCCGACUAUGUUCGCCUGGGAGAUCCGGGACCGGCUGCUAGCGGAGGGCAUCUGCGACAAUGACACGGUUCCCAGCGUCUCAUCCAUCAACAGGAUCAUUCGGACCAAAGUCCAGCAGCCUUUCCACCCGACACCGGAUGGCGCAGGGACAGGAGUGACUGCCCCUGGCCACACCAUCGUUCCCAGCACGGCCUCCCCUCCUGUUUCCAGCGCCUCUAAUGACCCAGUGGGAUCCUACUCCAUCAAUGGGAUCCUGGGGAUUCCUCGCUCCAACGGUGAGAAGAGGAAACGUGAUGAAGUCGAGGUAUACACUGAUCCUGCCCACAUUAGAGGAGGUGGAGGUUUGCAUCUGGUCUGGACUUUAAGAGAUGUGUCCGAGGGCUCAGUCCCUAACGGAGACUCCCAGAGUGGUGUGGACAGUUUGCGGAAGCACCUGCGGGCCGACACCUUCACCCAGCAGCAGCUGGAAGCUUUGGAUCGGGUCUUCGAGCGUCCUUCCUACCCUGAUGUCUUCCAGGCAUCAGAGCACAUCAAAUCAGAACAGGGGAAUGAGUACUCACUCCCGGCCCUGACCCCUGGGCUUGAUGAAGUCAAGUCAGGUCUAUCUGCAUCCACCAACCCUGAGCUGGGCAGCAAUGUGUCAGGCACACAGACGUACCCCGUCGUGACCGGUCGUGAUAUGGCGAGCACCACUCUACCUGGUUACCCCCCUCAUGUGCCCCCCACUGGCCAGGGAAGCUACCCUACCUCCACCCUGGCAGGAAUGGUGCCUGGGAGCGAGUUCUCAGGCAACCCAUACAGCCAUCCCCAGUACACCGCCUACAACGAGGCUUGGAGAUUCAGCAACCCCGCCUUACUAAUGCCGCCCCCCGGGGCUCCGCCCCUGCCGCUGCUGCCGCUGCCUAUGACCGCCACUAGUUACCGCGGGGACCACAUCAAGCUUCAGGCAGACAGCUUCGGCCUCCACAUCGUCCCAGUCUGACCGCCCACCCCAGAGGGAGGGAGGACCGAAGCGACGCGCUGCCACUCGGCCACCGUCCCUGUCCCACCCCCCUCCACCUCGAGACACCCUACACCCCCCCUACCCCCCGCAGCCCUUCACGUCAUCCCGUCGAUGGCCUGACCGGGCCGGUGGAGCCGCGCGU